Oncorhynchus masou masou (cherry salmon) is the source of this 7719-nucleotide messenger RNA. RefSeq names its product 3',5'-cyclic-AMP phosphodiesterase 4D-like. The record is from RefSeq and is a predicted model, not a curated record. Bases 1007 to 3184 code for a protein of 725 amino acids. Gene Ontology annotation, cellular component: nucleus; perinuclear region of cytoplasm; cytosol. Gene Ontology annotation, biological process: signal transduction. The transcript has 14 exons. Lineage: Eukaryota; Metazoa; Chordata; Actinopteri; Salmoniformes; Salmonidae. Gene Ontology annotation, molecular function: 3',5'-cyclic-AMP phosphodiesterase activity.
AGUCCCAGCAGUCUCAGGAGAGAAGAGAGGAGAGUCCGAUAUGGACGGUUGAGGAGACUACACACUCCAGGGAGCAUCUGAUGGGAUUAUAAAACCAGAUUUUUCCCCUUCUCUCUCUCUUUUUUCCCCACUGGGGAUAAAGUGGUUCGAGCCUUCAUUUGAACAAAGAAAGAAGCAACUCCUAGGCUCUAGAACUGCGCUGUAUCACGUUUUAAGGCUUUUGGAAAAAGAGAAAAGUUUGGCUCCUUUUUGGAGGAUUCUUUUCCCCCGUCAGUCCUCCGAUCAUUGGGAAGAUUAAGUCCGCUGUUUCCUAUUUAGGAAUUCGAGGAAGACUCCUUGCUCGUGAGCAGAAAAGAAAACAAGCAAGGAAUUAGCGCCAGAUCUCCGCUGACAGCUGAUAUGAGCCGCAAUUUAAUUUGGUAUGACUUGGCCCCCGUCUCCUAGUUGGUAAACUGAUAUGCUUUCUGAGGUGGGCUCCUAACAGGCAUCACUCUUUGCCUUUUUAGGUGGGUUUACACAGAGUUGGGUGAACUUCAUCAGUUUUUUCAAACACACGGACAUAUCCCCAAUGCAGGGACCAGAUGCUGUAGAACCUUAGCGGCUGAAUCGGGCAUACUUUCUGAUCUCUGGAACUGCUUUUCAAUGAAGGUCACUACUUUCUCAUAAAACUUUUUUUCUUCUUUGGAAUUGUAUGAACACACACCAGCCCAAAUGUUUGCAUGAAGACCUGUUACUGACAGCGCUGAACUUGAAUGCAUCGUACUUGUGUCUCUACUAGACGCAGUAGAUUUCACUUUGUUCGGCUUUUGUGGACUGAUUGUUCUCACAAGGUGUACCAUGCUUAGGUUGUGACCGAACAGUACCAAGAAACAUUGGACGUUCACCUUAGAAAGAAUGGUCAUUUCAGACAAGCUGGAGAAGUCUUAGUCUACAGAGAUGUUGCAUUCCAUUCUGUUCAUCCCCUGUCAUCUGAAGGCUGUUACAUCUCUGUGAAAUAGCCACCACAAUGAUGAACAAAGACUCUCGCUUCCCCAGGAAGGCUGUCCAUAGCAACCCCUCCUCUCGAAGGCACUCAUGCAUUGGUUUUGAUGCUGAGAAUGGCUUGUCGGUGGGGCGCAGCCCCCUGGACCCUCCGGCCAGUCCCAGCUCCGGCCUGGUGCUCCAGGCCAACUACCACAGCCAGCGCCGUGAGUCCUUCCUCUACCGCUCCGACUCAGACUUUGACCUCUCACCCAAGGCCCCCUCGAGGAACUCGUCCACUGCCAGUGAUCUACAUGGAGAAGACAUGAUUGUGACACCAUUUGCACAGGUACUUGCCAGUUUGAGGACGGUAAGAAGCAACUUCGCCGUUUUGACCCAUCAGCAAGAUCGUCAACCCAGCAAGAGAAUUGGCAGUAAUCCACCGUCCAUGUUAAAUACAAGCUUAGCAGAGGAGCCGUUUCAGCAGCUGGCCGUGGAGACUCUGGACGAGCUGGACUGGUGUCUGGAGCAGCUGGAUACUCUGAAGACACGCCACUCCGUCAGCGAGAUGGCCUCCAAUAAGUUCAAGAGGAUGCUGAACAGAGAGCUCACUCAGCUAUCAGAGGCCAGCAGAUCAGGGAACCAGGUGUCAGAGUUCAUCUCCAGCACCUUCCUAGAAAAGCAACAUGACAUGGAGAUCAUGUCUCCACACAUCAAGGAGAAGAAGGAGAAAACGGACAAGAAGAAGCGUCCCAUGUCCCAGAUCGUGGGGGUGAAGAAGCCCAGGAUCAUCCCCAGUGUGGCCCCCUCCAACAUCCCCCGCUUCGGGGUUGCUGCCACUCAGGAGGGCUUUCUCGCCAAGCAGUUGGAAGAUAUAAACCGAUGGGGUGUGGAUAUUUUCAAAAUAUCUGAAUAUUCUGGGAAUCGUCCGCUGACGGUGGCGAUUUAUUCAAUUUUCCAGGAGCGAGAGCUGCUGAAGUCAUUCAAGAUCCCUGCAGACACCUUCAUCACCUUCAUGAUGACCCUGGAGGACCACUACCACCAUGACGUGGCCUACCACAACAACAUACACGCUGCAGACGUGGUCCAGUCCACCCACGUCCUCCUCUCUACCCCUGCCCUGGAGGCGGUGUUCACGGACUUGGAGAUCCUAGCUGCUCUGUUUGCCAGUGCUAUACAUGAUGUGGACCACCCGGGGGUGUCUAACCAGUUCCUCAUCAACACCAACUCCGAGCUGGCUCUGAUGUACAACGACGUGUCGGUCCUGGAAAACCACCACCUGGCCGUGGGCUUUAAGCUGCUGCAGGAGGACAACUGUGACAUCUUCCAGAACCUCAGCAAGAAACAGAGGCAGUCCCUACGCAAGAUGGUCAUAGACAUGGUGUUAGCCACAGACAUGUCCAAACACAUGAACCUGCUGGCUGACCUGAAGACUAUGGUGGAGACCAAGAAGGUGACCAGUCUAGGAGUACUUCUACUAGACAACUAUGGAGAUCGUAUCCAGGUCCUCCAGAACAUGGUUCACUGUGCUGACCUCAGUAACCCCACCAAGCCCCUGGAGGUCUACCGCCAGUGGACUGACCGCAUCAUGGUGGAGUUCUUCACCCAGGGGGACAGGGAGAGGGACAAGGGCAUGGAGAUCAGCCCCAUGUGUGACAAACACAACGCCUCCAUCGAGAAGAACCAGGUGGGCUUCAUAGACUACAUCGUCCAUCCUCUGUGGGAGACGUGGGCAGACCUGGUCCACCCUGAUGCCCAGGACAUCCUAGACACGCUGGAGGACAAUCGUGAGUGGUACCAGAGCAUGAUCCCACACAGCCCCUCGCCCACACCCGAGGCCCAGGACAAGUUGGGCCUGCCUGGGGGAGCCAUGGGAGCCGGAGGGGGUGGAGGUGGAUCCUCCACAGGAGAUAAGUUCCAGUUUGAGCUGACCCUAGAGGAGGAGGAGUGCGAGUCCGACACAGAGAGCCCUCCGGCAGAGGAGGAGGGGUACAGUAGCACUGGGAUGGAGCCUUCUAGGACUGACCCGGACAGCAGACUCCAUUCCAUGUCUGCCACUUCUCACCCACACACGCAAGUACUCUCCAAAAUGGCUACCUCUGUCCUCAAUCUUGGUGGCAGGACUUUGUCCACAGACUCUGACCCAGAAAGGGAGGCCACCGAAGACAGAGAACAUGACCAAGAAGGUAACGCCGGUGUGAGGCGCUUCAGGCUAGGUACAUAACAUCAGUGCAAUAUUCUUUUUAUUUUUUCUUCUUUUUUUUUUUACAUUUCUGAGCCUCCCCUCUGACCCCUUCAACCCCCAUCUCUGGCUUCCUUGGAUUGAAUGGCAGGACAAAGCUGGGGUAAGGAACGUAGAGGGGGUGCGUUCAGGAAGUCUGCACUUACACAGCAGUCACCUCGUACUGGAGAAAGGAGAGCCCCACUGUUCCUUCUUUGGUUGCAGAGAACAGGAAACCGUGUUUUUGAGCUGGUCUUUUGUGUUUUACCGUUUUACGUCUCUGAGUUGGACGUGUCCCCGUACUCAGCUUAUGUUUCUCAGAGACACUGAGAAAACCAACCUUCCUGUUUUGCAAGUCAAGCCAAGGUCUACGACAAAAGAGCAAGGAUUUUGUGGAACACGUCUUCCUUUUGACUACUUAUGACCGCUUGAAACAAUUGACGAAGCGACAAACUUAGUAACAACAAACACCACAAAGGCUUUUGAGACAUUAUGCCAAACAGAUUAAUAAACAUGGACUUGGCCAAUGGCAACAUUUGCCUGCCUUUUCAACUGUUGGUCAUUUUGUUUUUAAUUGAAGUCCUUUUAAACUAGUGCAGAAAGUGGUUUAAACCGGUAAACUGCAGACUUACCAAAUAUGUACUACAAAGGACAAAGUACAGAGCAGAACAUCAGAAUUGAGGAAGAGAUUGUUUCAAUGUAGCACAACACUUUUUGGGUACCUUGUUGUAACAGCUACUCGGUGCAUCACUAGGGGUCUCUCAUCAGCCACACCCUUAACAACUGGUUUAGGGUCAGUUCUUCCUCCCACAGUCCUAACCACAGUCCUGUUAUGUGUAAACCAACAAAACCAACCCUGAGCCAGCCGUUAUAGGGACAUAUAAGUAACCCAAAGCUAUGCGGUGUGCACUUGGCACCUCCCAGUGUUGAAUAUCAGAAUUAAAAUCUGAAUGUGUACUGCUAUUCUAGGCAUUCAAAAUGCCCAUACCUACAGUAAUUUGACUAUAGGUAUGUUAAGUGGAUUGGUUUUAGCUGUGUUGCUGUUGUAGGCAGGGGUAUCCAAAACAAGCACUUCAGUUAAGAUGCACCACUUGUCUGUAUGAUUUUAUUUUAUUUUAUUUUUUUCUAUUUGAAGUCCCUCAUAGUGUAUACAUACUGCUUUAUACUGUAAUUGUGUGUAUCCUUAACCUUUUUAUGGCAUCAGUUUGCCUCCACUUUUAGCACUUUACAAUUUUACUCACAGCCAAUCCUCAUCCUGCUUGGAAGGGCUUGAGCCAAUCCAUAAACACAUUGGAGGCAGGUGACUGAGAAUUUUUGUUUGCCACUGGCAACAUGGUAGCCAGCACUUACAUACCCUAGCACAUUAGGAUAACUAGUUGCAUUGAGGGAACCUGGACAGAGUUAAGUUAACUGUUUGACAGUACAGUAGGGCUGUGGGACAUUUUUUACAUUUACAUUUUAGUCAUUUAACAGAUGCUCUUAUCCAGAGCAAAUUACAACUUGAGCACAUACAUUCUCAUACUGGUCCCCAUGGGAAUUGAACCCACAUCCCUGGCAUUUGCAAGUGCCAUGCUCUACCAAAUGAGUCAAACUGUACAAUGUCCUUUCAAGUCUAUUAUUGUUGUUACAGUAAAGGUCUCAAGUUUCCUACUUACUUCAGGUACCAUAAUCUGGUCACACUAUCAACCAGUUGAACUAGUAAAAAAAAGAUACAUUGGUAGAGUUUACAUAUGUUAUCACAGUUUGUGAAGCACAUGGUGUAAUAUUUGCCAAACUAUUUCAGAACUGUAUGAAAGAUGUGCCGCUCAAGGCAAUUGUAAAAAAAAAAAAAAAAAAAAGACCGUUGGCCAUAGGCCAGUUUUCUGUGCUGAAAUUUUCACACCCUUUUCCUUUUGUCAUUGGUCAAUAUUCUGCUCUUCACAGGGACAUGACCAAUGACAGUACAAGUGCCAAGCAAGCAUGACACAACUCGUACUGUAAUUUCCAUUUUGCUCCAGGCUAAUUUCCAUCAAUGACUAAUGUUGAUCAUGUCGCCCUCCCUGUAUACCCUUUCUGCCCCAUAGGUUUUCUGUUUUAGAACAAUAAUUCACUGAUAACCGCACCUUUCUUAAUGUUUGAAUGGUUGGACAUUUAGAUGAAUUGAAUUUGUAAAGAAACCAAAGCACUUUGUAUAGUAAUUUUUACAAGUCUGUGCUUAAAGUACAGUCGAGUGUGAUGUAACUCUGUUGACUAAUCCACAUUAGUAUUCCGUAUUCUGGUAUUAUGUGGCUUGAUUAUUACAAUUGAUGCAUAGCACAGGCUGGACCACUGAAGCUAAAUUGGUGGACUUGUGCUAUGGAAUUAGAACUUUUUUGUAUCUAUAAUAUGUUUUGAUAAAGAUGCAUGAAAGAUGCAAGAUUCAUAAGGAAAUUAUUCAAGUAUCUAAAAUAAGCUCAUCUGUGAACAGAAACUUUUGAACCUACACGUGGAGUAAAUUGAUGUUGUGUUUUUACGAAAGAUCCAGAAAUGUGACUUUCUGGAGCCUUAUAUUUGCGUACGUUUUCUUUCCUCAUAGAUUGUAUACUCGAUAUGGUGGGGAGACACCAGUGCCAUGCACACUGUAGUUAAGGAGCACAAACAGUUCAGAACUCAAGCAAGCCUUUCUGUCUUUCUCAGCUGUCAUGAAACAAUGGCUGGUGAAGACAUUUUAUGACAGUAUUUUCACGAAGAUUCAGUUAUGCUCUGUCUACCAUUGAUUGUUUUGUAUAUUUUCCUCACAACGCUUUGUGUACAGUUUAUUUAUUAUUUCUAUAUCUGUCUGAAAAUGAAGAACUAUAGACUUUGUCGGAGGCUAAGUAUUUAUUUGUAGCUAACUUCUGAGCUUUGGGAGAAAAAAAAAUCGGAUAGAUUUCAACUACAGUGCUCAACCAUGGAGGCCGGUGGGAGGACCUACAGAAGGACGGGCUCAUUGUAAUGGCUGGAAUGGAAUUAAUGGAACGGAGUAAAACAUGUAGUUUCCAUAUGUUUGAUGUGUUUAAUACCGUUCCAUUUAUUCCAUUCCAGCCAUUACAAUGAGACGUCCUCCCAUUGAUCUUGCCACCAGCCUCCUCUGGCACUCAACCAAAUGUUUUAGUUUCCUUAUGUCUGCCAUAAAAGAAAGCAAAAAUAAACCAACUUUACGGUUUCCUUUCAGUCGGUCAUUCGGUAUAACAUACUAUGUAGGGUCAACGACCAAUCCUAUUCACCUGAAGCAAAUUGAAAUCACUCCCAACGGGCCAAUGGAUGCCAAGCCUGCCCUCGGAUGCCCCGCCUUCCUGACAAUAAUACUGGAGCUCGCAUACAUUUCCUACAUUUUUGCAUUUGUUAACUACUUUCUGCUCUGCUUGUGUAGCUAAUACUUCCUUGUUUAGGUAGGAUUUGUGUUUGCUUAACACCCACUACUUUCUGCUCUGCUUGUGUAGCUAGUGCUCUGUUGCUUGAGUAAGAUGGCCAGUGGUAGGAGGAAGUUCAAAAAGGCUAACCAGCCGAGUUUGAACCUCCGACCAUGACCUAGGGCAUGUGGUUUCACAAUAAAAUAUUAAGAAAAGAGUGCUAUCCUGCUUGCUUGGGGUGGAAACACACUUGGCUCAGGCCAGUUUGCAUGAUCAAUGUCUCCGGCUGGGGUUCAACCUCUAUUGGGUGUAGGGCUUACUUUGUGAGGAAGAUUGAGGCUGCUGGCAAAGGUUCUUCCAGUGAAAAUGAGAGUUUGGGAAUGGGGUUGUUUGAGGCCGGUGUAGAGUUGAUAUGGGUGUAAUCCCAGCCAAGUGAGGCUCAUUCUGGUUUCUCUGGCAGUGUUCAGAUUCUGGAUUCCAGGGAUGAUAUACUAUCCCUGAUUGGCUCUGGAGGGUCUUCAGAGUGUCAAUGGGUUGACAUCAGUCCGGGAAAGCCUGAAGCCCCGGCUUUGGAUUUGGCGGGGGAGAGUGAACCAUUGGUGGUUAAUGCGCCUUUGUUGGAGCUGUGUCGUAGGGCGGCAGAUCACCUAGGGUUAGAUUGUCCUUCUCCCCUGCAGAGGAGUUCCUCCAGGUUACCUCCCAUCCCUGCAGCAGUGAUGAGUGAUGAGCUAAAGACAAACUGUGAUUCCCCUCAUUCAGCCAGGCUGGAGCUACCAGGUUAUAGUGAGUUCAUUAAUAGUGGGUAUGGAGGAGACGGGGCUCGUUUGCACACCACCAAUGGAUAGAAAGCUGGCGAGUUACUUAACUUCAGAGGCUAACAAGGGGGCAAAUCUGUCACGCCCUGACCUUAGAGAGCCUGUUUACGUCUCUAUUUGUUUGGUCAGGGUGUGAUUUGGGUGGGCACUCUCUUCUUUAUUUCUUUGUUUCUGGCCGAGUGUGGUUCCCAAUCAGAGGAAGCUGUCUAUCGUUGUCUCUGAUUGGGGAUCAUACUUAGGCAGCCCUUUUUCCCACCUGUGAUUGUGGGUAGUUGUCUAUGUGUAGUGGCCUGCGAGCACCACGUAACUUUACGUUUGUUUGUUAUUUCUGGUUUUGUUGACGACAUUAUAAAUAAACGAAGAUGUACGCUCA